This is a messenger RNA of Auanema sp. JU1783, 636 nucleotides long. Lineage: Eukaryota; Metazoa; Nematoda; Chromadorea; Rhabditida; Rhabditidae. The record is from the annotation of a GenBank genome assembly.
AUGUCUUCGGAACGACGUCGAUCAUCGCUUAUGAGGAUUCAUCUUCGUCUUGAUAAGGAAUUAACUAAGUUAUAUAGUCAGGGGAGAGCUGAUGUAAUGGCCACAAACACAAAACAAAUUACUUUAGUAGAGUUUAUUGAGUACCUUCAAUACAAAGUAAAUGAGGCGUUAGGUAGCCUUGAUGGAGGACAAAUACGAGGAUCUCAUCGUCUUAGCCGUUUUCAACAAAAGUUAAAAGAUAAAUCUGGUAUACCAUUAACUGUUCUUACUAUGCCCUUAAGUGGAGAAGAUCGAUCUUUACCUCCUCCUUCGGCAACACCUUCUAUUCACAGUAAUUAUGCACCAUCAAGCUUCCGUAGUGAUGAUUAUGAGGAAUAUGAUAAAAUAAGUGAUGAAGGCUUUUGUAGUUCUUCUACACGUCCAGCUACCAUCAUUGACGAACCCGCCAAUCCAUCACUUUGUAGAGCUUUAUAUGAUUUCGAUCCCAAACAUGAUGACGAAAUCACGAUUCGUGCUGGACAAGUAGUGAUAGUAGAAGAUCGCAUUGGGACAGACUGGCUUAUCGGAUACGUAAUGGGUUCUGAAGGUCGAGCCUCAAAAUCUGGUCGAUUUCCAACAUCUUACGUGGUGUUUUGA